AUGCCUAAUCGCCCGAAUUUCCUCGAUAUGCGGGCCGAUUCGAACUCGUCCGCUGCGUCGAUUUCCUCGAAACCCUUACGAUCACCUCGCAUGCACAUUGCUGGCGAAGCGCCACCAGAACUGUCUCCCUUGGACGCUUUCGCAUUACAAAGUCGUUUGUUGGCCAGGCAGCUGCAGGAGAGCAACAAGGAUGGAAAUCGCGUCAGCAGGCUGCCGCCUCUCACCGUUGAGUCACCUCUGAUUGUGCAGGGACGCUCAGAGUACUUCCGGUCACUGUCGGCGGAUUCUCCAUCAUCCGACCCUGGGUUUCCAGAAUCAUCCUCAUCUGGAUUAGGCCUCAGGACGGAAAUUGAAGACGCUUUUGCUGGUGAACAACGGCCUCAAUCGGUGCAUACACGUAUGAGUCGCAUCUCCCCUACCUCUGACGCCGAUAUACCUACCUUGCCAAAUUUCCGCCCCGAUGUCUUGCGGGGGAGGCAGCCAAACCACACACAGGGAAGAGACGGUUUCUUUGGUGCUCGCCACGAUCGCUCUCCAUCACCGAUGCAAAGCGAUUCGCAAUCCCAGCAUGAAAAGCCCUUCACAACUUCGCCCGUCCGCAGGUCCAACUCCACACAAGCCACCACGCCGCACCAAGUACCUGCUUCCACACGGUCGUCGCCGGGGAAGACGAAGCAGGGGAGCUUCGACGAACUGGGGCUGGUGCCACCACCUUCUCUGUUUCCUAAGCGAUCCUCUAGCAUUCUCUCCUCUACAGUCCCUGAAGAUGACGAAACUUGCAGCAGCAUGAGCGGCUCGGUGCAAUCCCUUGCACGCAAACUGAGUUCCGGAAGCGCUGCCUUUGCAAACACAUUGCCUUCACCUGCCAUGAACUCAAGCUUCAAGAGAUCACCUUCUGUGGCCUCCGAUUCCUCUGCUCUGCCGCGCCCAUCAUUCAACUUCUCGCGGCCUUUAAGCCGUGCUGGGACCCCUGGUUUUGACUUUCCCACCAGGCAGGCUUCCUCUGAUAGUCAACCAUCGUUCAUCUUGACGGAUGAUACCGCUCAUACGCCUGUCAGUAUGCACAGCGAAGCAUUCAUGGACCAGUUCCCAGAGGACGCCAGGGGCGCUGCGUCGUACAUCUACUCCAAGUUUGCGCUUCCCAGAGGGAAAUCCAUCCAGCGAUUCGAUCCAAACGAAGCGAUGCCACAGGCGUCAAAUCAGUGGGAACAACCAGCAGUGCUGACGCCAAGCGUCCAGCGGUUCCCCGCUGGCGCGCCUCCAUCUCCACCAACAAGGCCGUCAAGUUCUUCUGCGAAGACUUUGCCUGAUGACGCUAUGAGUUCUAUAAGCAGCUCGAAUAGACCGUCGAUCGACGCUGGGAAGAUGAGUUUGGAUAAUUCGAGGCUGGGGACUGCCGGGGGAUCUUCGUACCCUCUUCGGGCCUCGGCUGAACUAAGUCAUGAUCCAGAGGAAGUCGCAAGAGGACGAACGCCCACAUCUACAAUGCACGAACCAUCACGAGGCAGGACGCCGGCGUCUGCCACUACGAGUGAUUCCGCCAGCACCAUACGUCAACCUGCGGCAGCCAGAUCCCUUGCUUCCGCAGCAUCUGAAAUGACUGCAGAGGAUCAUCUGGCAAAGGGCAUUGAGUGCCAUGAAAACGGCUCGCUAAACGAGUCAACGUAUCAUCUCAGACUGGCCGCCAGGCAAAAUAACCCAACAGCCAUGCUCCUUUACGCGUUGGCUUGCCGGCAUGGCUGGGGCAUGCGUGCGAAUCAGCGGGAAGGAGUCGAAUGGCUACGAAGGGCGGCAGAGAACGCCAGCAUUGAGAUUGCUGAUGACGAGGACCAAGUAAAGGAGGGCCGUGCGGCUCCAGCCACCAUUCUGGCGAGGAGGGCGCGAAAAGCACAGUUUGCUUUGAGUAUUUACGAGCUCGGCGUAUCCCAUAUGAACGGGUGGGGCAUUGAGCAAGACAAGUCCCUCGCGCUGCGCUGCUUUGAAAUUGCAGGAAACUGGGGCGAUGUUGAUGCUCUCGCCGAAGCGGGAUUCUGCUACGCCCAAGGUGUCGGCUGCAAAAAGAAUCUCAAGAAGAGCGCCAAGUUCUACCGUAUGGCCGAAGCCAAAGGAAUGAGCAUGGUUGGAAAUAGCUGGAUUUACAAAGCAAAAUACAAUGACGAUGAGCAACCCUCUGCUGGAAAGGACAAGAAGAAGGCGCGUAGCAAGUCUCGCACAAGAACAAUGUUUGGCUUGAAAUCUUGA
Molecule: messenger RNA, 2241 nt
Organism: Ustilaginoidea virens
Lineage: Eukaryota; Fungi; Ascomycota; Sordariomycetes; Hypocreales; Clavicipitaceae
Exons: 3
Coding region: 1-2241 (746 amino acids)
Molecular function (GO): protein binding
Source: RefSeq, a predicted model, not a curated record